AUGCGGGUGUUUGGUAGUCUAUGCUACGCGCACGUGGCCAAGGCAAAGAGAGCCAAGUUAGACGACUCAGGUGUGCGCUGUUUGCUACUCGGCUACUCUAAACAGCACAAGACCUAUCGACUUCCAAAUGCAAGCACAGGGGAUGUGGUGAUAUCUCGCAGCGCGACUUCCGCCGAGCAUGCGAUAGUAAAAGCAAGCAGAAACAUCACACCCGAUGUGAUCGACUUUUGGAUGACGAAGAUUAUGUACAAGAGCCUACAGACGCAGCAAUGGAUGAUGAAAUUCACACCCCAACACCCGGAAGUCCAAGUGUCACCCAUGUCAAGACGGGACCGACCGAACGACCUUCUGGCUCCGUCCCAACGCGACAAUCGAGUACACCGGGGCGUGACGGUGAACCUGAGCGACAUGUGCGUCCAGUGCGCAAGAAACAGGCGGUUACUCGCUACUAGCAAGAGUUUCCAAACCUGCAGCGCGGUGUAUUUAAUCUCGAUGACUAUGAAGAUGGCUACGACGCACAAUACUGCCUUAGCGCAGAUGAUGACGGCUAGACGACAAGAGGUCGAUCAGGUGAAGUGGAUUUUUCGAAUCAAGCGAGAGCAAUCCGGGGCGAUUGUAAAGUUCAAGGCACGACUCGUGGCUAAGGGAUUCACACAGCGUCCCGGCGUGGACUAUUUCGACACUUUAGAUCCCGUGGCUCGUAAAGAGUCGAUCAAUAUCGCGUUAUCGCUCGCGGCUGAAGAAAAUUUGAAGAUUAAAGAUGUCGAUGUUGACACUGCCUUCCUUUACGUACUAUACGGCACAAAGCAGGCAGCACGCGAAUGGAACAAUCGUCUUAGCCACCACCUCGAAGGACAAGGCUUCAAGAAGGCAGCAGCUGAUCCUUGUGUUUACCUACGCCGAUCGAAGGGUGAAUUUAGUCUCAUGAUCAUUCACGUUGAUGUCUUGAUGAUUUUCAUGCGGACGCAAAAACACAUCGACGACAUCAAGCGUGAACUCAAGAUGGACUGUAGCAUCAAGGGACGGACGGAGCUCGGUGAACUAAAGUACUGCCUUGGUAUUGAACUGAAGCGUGAAAUUAACAGCAAGACAAUUCGGUUGAAUCAACGUGGAUACAUCAAGCGUCUUGCAGAGAAGUAUGGCAUCGACAAAUGCAAGGACGUGCACACGCCGACUAAUGAAGGUUAG
This is a messenger RNA of Peronospora matthiolae, 1188 nucleotides long. The record is from the annotation of a GenBank genome assembly. NCBI's taxonomy places the organism in Eukaryota, Oomycota, Peronosporomycetes, Peronosporales, Peronosporaceae.